GGUAGAUACUCAGUUGGAGGGUUCGACACGUCUUGGAUGCCGUUGAUGACUUGGACAUGUCCAAAUGAAGGGUGAAGGGGCGAAGGUUGGACCCUGACACUCCAGUGUCGGCAUCCUUGGCGGUCGCGUCCGGGGCCGAGGCUCACGUGAAAGACGCGAGUCAAAACUGAGCACAAGCGUGAGAAGGAGCGCGGGGAAGCAACAAAUCCGUUCGGAGGCGAUCCGAGACGAUGUGGAGAUAAAGACUCCACGAUCUGGCCCCCGCGUGGCGUUGCACGGAGUGCCUGCAUUCUGCCACUCUUCCACGUCAAUUCACCGACUGCAGAGACUCCCAGACAGUUACCAUGUCACUACCUACUGAUUCGGUCUCGCCAAAGGCGACUCCCCUGCCUCCUCUGCCGGAUAAUGACCCAUUGACACCGGCACAAUGGAAGACACUGCUCGCCAUCACCGACGCGUGCAUUCCAUCGAUCAAGCCGAUAUCCGUUGCGGACACCAGGACAGAAAUCGCAGCGACCGACACAGAAUACUCUACCGCAUUAUCCACCAUACGAGGGCUGGUGCCCGAAUCUGAUCCGGAGGCCACACUUGCAGCAACAGACUACCUCCAGGACUAUGCAUCCUCAAACCCAGCUUUCAAGCAGGAACUCCAACGCAUCUUCGCUCUGUAUAUGCCAUCGUCUACACGCCAGGAGCUCACUACUGUACUCAACGUCAUGAACACACGCGUUGGCUCUCUGGCCCUUACGGGCUACCUAACGCCCAUAAGUGAACAGCCUGUACACAUCCGCGAAGCCAUCAUCAGAUCAUGGAAGACCGCCAGACUAGGUCCAAUCCGCAGCUUGCACCGCUCGUUGACAGUCUUGUCGCGGCAGACGUGGAUCAAGAUCACGCCCACUUUACGCCGUGUCCUCGGCGUGCCACGUGUGCCGACGGGCAUGAAGCCUGGCAAAGGCUACGACUACGAGUUCAUCCAGCUUCCUCCCGGCGACAAGCCCGAAGUCAUCGAAACGGACGUCAUUAUUGUGGGAAGCGGCUGUGGUGGCGCUGUCUGCGCCAAAAAUCUUGCCGAAGCCGGGAAUCGUGUCCUCGUUGUUGAGAAAGCGUAUCACUGGACUCCUGAACACUUUCCUAUGAGCGAGGAACACGGGUGGAAUCAUCUCUUCAUGAAUGGCGCAUUUAUUAGCUCCGACGACACGAGUACCUCGAUUGUGGCCGGCCAAGCGUGGGGCGGUGGCGGCACAGUCAACUGGAGUGCCAGUCUGCAGACGCAGGGAUACGUGAGGAAAGAGUGGGCGGAUCGAGGCCUGCCUUUCUUUACGAGUGAGCGGUUCCAAGAGUGCCUCGAUCGCGUCUGCGACAGGAUGGGCGUCAGUGCAGACUACGUCGAACAAAACAGCGCGAAUGCGAAGCUGCUCGAAGGCGCGAGAAAGCUUGGAUAUAACCACAAGGUAGUGCCACAGAACACAGGUGGCGCGCAGCAUCGAUGCGGACACUGCACGUUCGGCUGCGGUUCGUGCGAGAAACAAGGCCCCGUCAUCUCGUUCCUCCCAGACGCUGCGCGAGCGGGCGCAAAGUUCAUCGAGGGAUUCCACGCCGAAAGAGUAAUCUUCAAGACUAUCGGCGGGAAGAGAGUCACAACAGGUGUAGUUGGCUCCUGGGUAUCCCGCGACAUCAACGGCGGCGUCGCCGGCGAGCCCAUCACGCGUCGCAAAGUCAUCAUCAAAGCAAAGCGCGUUAUUGUCUCCGCUGGCACGAUGCAGAGCCCAUUGCUACUUCUCCGCUCCAAAUUGAACAAUCCCCAGAUCGGGCGCAACCUCUACGUGCACCCAGUAUCCCUUCUUGGCGGCAUCUACCAAGAAGAGAUCAGGCCCUGGGAAGGCGCAAUUCUGACCUCCGUCGUCGGCGAAUAUGAAAAUCUCGACGGCCGUGGGCAUGGCGCAAAACUCGAAGCUACGAACAUGAUCCCAUCUUCCUGGCUUAUCUGGCUUGAUUGGAAGGGAGGAUUGCAGUACAAACUCGAUGCAGCCCGUAUGAAGCACAUGGUGGGCUAUAUCUCAAUUUGCAAAGACCGCCACACGGGGCGUGUGUAUCCCGACCCGAUAGAUGGAAGGGUCAGGUUUAGUUACACGCCCAGCAAGUUCGACAAGGGGCAUAUCAUGAAGGGAUUGUUGGCGCUAGCGAGGAUCCAGUAUGUUGAGGGUGCGAGCGAGAUCUUUACUACCAUUCCGGGCGUGUCGACAUUCAAGCGUGACGUUUCGCUCCCGGCGAGCGGAGAUGGUAUCAAUGAUGAGAGUUUCCAGGCCUGGCUUGAGGAGGUGGAAACCAAAGGAUUCCCAACCCCCGAGAGCGUGUUUGUUUCGGCUCAUCAAAUGGGAACUUGCCGAAUGAGUAAGGUCGAGAAAGAGGGCGUUGUUGAUCACACGGGUAGGGUGUGGGGCACCGAGGGCUUGUAUGUUGCGGAUGCCAGUGUAUUUCCCAGCGCAAGUGGUGUCAAUCCCAUGGUGACGAAUAUGGCGAUUUCUGAUUGGAUCUCGAGAGGUGUUGCUGAAGGGCUGAGGUCGAGAGCCACGCUUUGAGAGAAAUGGAAUAGCACCGCACUGAUCCGACAUUGUUGCGAACGUUUGCAGUCAGAUACUGACUACUCACGUUACGGGCAAGCUGUCUUUCAAAGCUGCAUCCACAGAUGCUCUCAUGGUAUGCCUGACACCGUUUUCCUCGGCUAUCGAAGGCAUAGCUGUAUUGUCGUUCUAUCGUGGUAUUACUCCGUUAUCUUCCACUCCGACCACGGUACACCGCCGUCUUGAUCGCUUGUGACGAUAAGACGCCAUGUCAGAUGCUCAUGAUGACUAUCGCAGCCGCUAAGACUAGCGUCCACAAUCAACUCCAAAGCUCUCCUCUGCUUGAGGCCUCAUCAGAGCUUGGUUGGCCAAAUCGGGUUUGCAGAAUGCGGCGGGUGGAGGGUUGUUGCAUGUAUUGGUGUUCGAUGCUGAUUGGCUGCGUCGCACGCCUUCGGCCUG
Molecule: messenger RNA, 3020 nt
Organism: Didymella exigua CBS 183.55
Lineage: Eukaryota; Fungi; Ascomycota; Dothideomycetes; Pleosporales; Didymellaceae
Product: long-chain fatty alcohol dehydrogenase
Exons: 1
Coding region: 345-2579 (744 amino acids)
Molecular function (GO): flavin adenine dinucleotide binding; long-chain-alcohol oxidase activity
Source: RefSeq, a predicted model, not a curated record